AUGGAUGCUACUCAAGUAGCUAAUGAUGUUGAAGUUCCUAUUGCGGAUGCCAUUUUUCUCAAUAAUUUAUGGGAUAAUUUAGCAGAAUUAGGUGAGAAGCCUAUUCCAAAUGAAGAUGUCUUUACUUCAGCGAUCUCCAAUCUCAAGAAGAAUCAGUUUGCUAGAAAAAAUUGGUAUGUCCCUCCUUUGUGUCUUAACGAUGAUGCACCGACUAUGCUUGAUGAUCAAACUGUUAGCAACAUUAUGGUAAAUGGUCUUUGGGAUCUUGCUAAGUCCUCCACCAACAUUCCCCUCUUUAUCCAGCAACUUCAGUAG
Vicia faba (fava bean) is the source of this 315-nucleotide messenger RNA. The record is from the annotation of a GenBank genome assembly. Lineage: Eukaryota; Viridiplantae; Streptophyta; Magnoliopsida; Fabales; Fabaceae.